GUUACAGGAUUGGGGUAUCCGCAUUUCUGGGGACACAUUUGAUCAAAGACUGAGAUUUCUGAAUAGAAAUUUAGAGCAGAUCCAGAAGACACACAAAGACAGCAUCCCAGUUGCCCCUGUUUUUGAAGAACAGAAGAAAAUGAUCCAGACCCAGGAAUCACUGACACUGGAGGAUGUGGCUGUAGAGUUCACCAGGGAGGAGUGGCAGCUCCUGGGCCCUGCUCAGAAGGACCUGUACCGGGAUGUGAUGUUGGAGAACUACAGCAACCUGGUGUCACUGGGGUAUCAGGCCAACAUGCCAUGUGCACUGUCCAAGCUGGAACGAGGAGAACCAUGGACAAUAGAAGAUGAAAUCCAUAGUCAGACCCAUUCAGAAGUCCGGAAAGUUGAUGACCAUCUGCCAGAGCACUUACAAAAUGAAAGCAUGGUAAACAGAAUGGAACAAUGGCAAAACCAUAAUGCAUUUGAAAAUAAUAUUCAUCAAAGCAAAACUAGGUGUCUAUUAAGCCAAAAUCAGGAUAUUUUUGAUGUACAUGGAAAAAGUGUGAAAUCAAACCCAACUUCAGUUUACGAAAGUAGAAGCUAUAAAAUAAAGAAUCCUACUGAGUUAAGUAGAAAUGGGGACUCCUUUCUCCAUGCUAACCAUGAACAAUUUCAUACCGAAGUUAAUUCUCCUACAAGUCAAAAACCCAUCAGCAGUAAGUCCCGAUUCAUCAGUCCCAAGCAUCAGAAAACUAAAAAAAUAGAGAAACCUCACAUAUGCAGUGAAUGUGGGAAAGCCUUCAGUAAGAAAUCUUGGCUCACUGAUCACCAGAUCAUUCAUACUGGAGAGAAACCCCAUAGAUGUAGUCUGUGUGAGAAAGCAUUCUCCAGAAAGUUCAUGCUCACUGAACAUCAGAGAACUCAUACUGGAGAAAAACCUUAUGAAUGCAGUGAAUGUGGCAAAGCUUUUCUCAAGAAAUCACGGCUCAAUAUGCAUCAGAAAACUCAUACAGGAGAGAAACCAUAUAUAUGCAGUGAAUGUGGAAAAGGCUUCAUUCAGAAAGGAAAUCUCAUUGUACAUCAGCGAAUUCAUACAGGUGAGAAACCUUAUAUAUGCAGUGAAUGUGGAAAAGGCUUUAUCCAGAAGACAUGCCUCAUAGCACAUCAGAGAUUUCACACGGGAAAGACACCUUAUGUGUGCAAUGAAUGUGGAAAAUCCUGUUCUCAGAAGUCUGGUCUCAUUAAACAUCAAAGAAUUCACACAGGAGAGAAACCCUUUGAAUGCAGUGAAUGUGGGAAAGCCUUUGCUAUGAAGGAAAAGCUCAUUGUCCAUCAAAGAACUCAUACAGGAGAGAGACCCUAUGUCUGCAAUGAGUGUGGGAAAUCUUUUGCAUACAUGUCUUGCCUUGGUAAGCAUAAGAGAAUACACACAAGGGAAAAGUGGGGAGAUUCAGUCAAGGUGGAAAAUCCUCCUGCAGAGAGUCACAGAUCAUUACAUACAAGUGAUGUCAUGCAGGACAAAAACCCUCUUAACAUGGUGACUAUGCAAAUGCCUUCUGUAGCCCCUCAAACAUCAUUAAACAUCAGUGGCCUCCUAGCAAAUAGGAACAUAGUCAUUGUGGGGCAGCCUGUGGCCAGAUGUGUACCCUCAGGAAUUAACAGAAGAUUUGCACCAGAGAGAAACCCUAUGAAUGCAGUGAAUGUGGUUGUGCCUUCAGUGAUCAAUUGCAUCUUACUUUAUGUCACAGAAAACCCGUAGGGAAAAACUAACAAUGUUCUAUGUGAAAGGGUUGAGCAAAAAUUUCUAGUUCAUUAUAUGGCUGAGAAGUAUAUACUGAAGGAAAAUGUAUAAAUGCAGAGUCUGAGAGAGCGUGGUAAACUCAGCCUAUCUAAAUAUAUGCUUUGGUACAGAGGCAUAUAAUCUGAUGUUAACCUA
Molecule: messenger RNA, 1918 nt
Organism: Cynocephalus volans (Philippine flying lemur)
Lineage: Eukaryota; Metazoa; Chordata; Mammalia; Dermoptera; Cynocephalidae
Gene: ZNF350
Product: zinc finger protein 350
Exons: 4
Coding region: 140-1741 (533 amino acids)
Biological process (GO): regulation of DNA-templated transcription
Source: RefSeq, a predicted model, not a curated record